GCGCACAUUUACACACGCACAAGCACUGACACUGGUAUGGUGUAAGCACUUUUUCUAUGUUUCUUUUUUUAAAUUAAUAAUAGAUGGUUCGUGUCGAUGGUCCUAUAUUUUUCUAUGUACGCUUAUACCCGCACCGCACACGGAUCCGAAAAUAUGAUAGGUCCUGCAGUGCAAACAAAUGUCUGGACAACAACAAUGAAAACGUAAGGAAUUGUAUUACACGGAGAGCAUGAAGCUAAAAAGGAAUUGUCACUCCUAACGUAAGCGCAGCAGGCCUUUAUUUGUCCACAGAAAACCGGGAUAAAUACUAUUGUAGCUUUGUGUAGACCCAGAUGCCUCCACUCCCUAUUGGCGAGCGCAUAGUGGUUAUUCAGCGCCCUAAAAACUUGGCCCUACUUGGGUCCUCCCCACAGACCUCACCACAGCCUCACUCCCAUAUAACAGCCCUCAGCAACAAACCUCUCUCCCGCCCUUCUCAUCCCCACCCUCCUCAGUCCCACCCUAAUCCUCCCUCCCCGAAUUCACUGUCUUUGGAAUGCAAGAGCAGAUCAUCAUCCCGUCUGCAGAAAACCAAGGGCAACAAGGCUAUCGUGUCAGAGGGUGUCAGACACACCGCUAGCCACUGUCACAGCAACGGGACCGUGACUCUUGGCCCUAGACCCCACCAACACACACACACCAUCGACAUCAAGUUAUCCGUGAACAAAGGAACAAAAGGACAAGGGCACAGCAACACUUUAGGUCGCAGUGGGAGUGUGAAGGUGGGCAAAAAAAGGGUCUCGUUGUGCUUGGUUCCCGGAUACGGGGAGAGAAAAGCUGGGGGAACAUCAGGGAAGCCUGGAGGAGCAGUGCAGCAACUCCAAAACCACCCACAGAACCAGAUCAAGGCCUCACUAGGCAAUCGCCAUCAGAAUCAUCUGGCUGUGUCCCCAGGAGGGGUUCUAGAAUUUGUCCCAGCCCAGAGACAGCAGUCCAAGUCCAGAAGAGAGAAGGCGCAGGACGCAGCUUCCAAAGUCUGCUCUGCCAGCUUCCCCCCCAGAGGUGCCCGGGAAGUGCCCUGCGUGGGUAACAAAGAGAAUUCCAAACUGGGACCUGUCCAUGAAAACCCCAACGCCCACAGCCUGCCCCGCCACCACAACUCUGUUCCUGUUCCCCAUGCCUCCGUCCUAAACUCCCAUUACCCUGCUUCCCCUCCCUCCCACCAACCCUGUGCUUCUACCUCGUUCCAGCAACCCCUCAACAAGCCCCAUCCAUCCCGUGGCAGGGACCAUCGCCCUCAGAUCCUCCACGGCCUACCCCUCUCCCCCUGUUCCUCCCGUGGAGGUUUCCCCAGCCCAGACCACACCUGUACCAUCGACUUCUCUCAUCCCUUCAGCUGUGGCUGCUGGAAGCUGGUCCGCUGCAGGGGGGCCAGGGGACGUUCUGCUGGCUGUCAGGGGGUUGGGGGGAGUCCAUCUUCUUCUUUUUCCUGCGCCCACGGCCACGGGGUUGGAGGGGUGAACCACAGAGGGGGCUCAGCAAUGGGUUUAAGAACUCUGGGGGGAUGUUUGUCCACAGCCUCCACCACCAACACCUCAUCCUCCAACAGCACUGUGUCGGACUGCCGGACGGGCUUGCUCAGACCCCUGCGAUGUGCCUCCUGCGCCGGGGAGGCUGGUGCCUUUGAGAGUCCUGCUGCAUUCCGCAAAAAACUGGUGGGGGGAUGCCUGCCCUGUACCCCACUAUCCUCCUCAGCCCCGCUGCGAGCCUUACAGAGUUGUGUGAGUGGCUGCAACCCCAAAGCCAGUCAGGGCGGCAGCUCUACCUGCAGUUAUUGUAGCAGCGACCCCAUAGUGGUGACCUUCAACCCCCACCGGGGCAGAAAGCCCCCCGGGAUGGGGAGGGGUAUAGUGUCAGGGCACCCCAUGGGGGUAUUCCCCGCCGAUGACGAUGAUUACAGUGUGCGCACAAUCUGGCCCGAGGAGCUGGCGAAGAAGAUGACCAGGUCUAAAACUCAACAGAACCACCAGAGCUGUGCCGGGAUGGGGAUGGGAAUGGGGAAGACAUGUGCCGGUCAGAAUCAGAACAGCAGCAACGGAACCAGCCCUGUUAUCCUGGACUGUAAGAACCUGUUGGAGUUCACCCGGAAUCAGAUAACAGACCACGCUGGCCGCCGCCGGCUUCAGCAGGGCAAGAUGGCCGUCCUGGAUUUCAUUGGGUCUGGGUCUGGGCCUGGGCGAGAUCCAGGCCGGGACUCGCUGAAGAGGCUCUGGAAGAAAGGUGGGGAGACAGGGAUGGUGGAUGGCAUGGGGCAGGAAGACGAUAUGGCAUACCCUCGCACCCCCUCCCCCCCGAUCCCCCUCUCCCCAAUCCCCUUCUUCCUUCUCAACAGCACCGUCAGUUCCCAGCACUCUCCUCAAACCCAAACCAAGACAGAGAGAUGCAGAGGGACGGUAUUCCCUCCCCUCCGCCCCGUCCCUCCACCUGGUCCUAAACUCAGUCAACAGAGAGCAGGACGAGGAGAACGGCAGAGUGCACCUCACUCUGCCGCUCUCCUCCUCGCUCCCGGCUUCCCUGUCAGAUGAGAGUGGGAUGACCCCUGAUGUGGAGAAUGCGGUGGUGAGCCCCAUCCUGCCCUUCCUUUUCCUGGGCAACGAGAGGGACGCCCAGGACCUGGACCUACUGCUGCGUCUCAACAUCGGCUACGUGGUCAACGUCACCACACACC
Molecule: messenger RNA, 2707 nt
Organism: Oncorhynchus gorbuscha (pink salmon)
Lineage: Eukaryota; Metazoa; Chordata; Actinopteri; Salmoniformes; Salmonidae
Product: dual specificity protein phosphatase 10-like
Exons: 4
Coding region: 333-2564 (743 amino acids)
Biological process (GO): protein dephosphorylation; negative regulation of JUN kinase activity
Cellular component (GO): cytoplasm; cytosol
Molecular function (GO): MAP kinase tyrosine/serine/threonine phosphatase activity; protein tyrosine/threonine phosphatase activity
Source: RefSeq, a predicted model, not a curated record